Molecule: messenger RNA, 836 nt
Organism: Cucumis melo (muskmelon)
Lineage: Eukaryota; Viridiplantae; Streptophyta; Magnoliopsida; Cucurbitales; Cucurbitaceae
Exons: 3
Coding region: 394-699 (101 amino acids)
Source: RefSeq, a predicted model, not a curated record
CAAAGAAAACUAAAGUGAUGAAGGAGAAAGGGUUGUGCUGAAGCUAAGUAUCACAAGAUGGGAAGGUAAAUAAAGUGUCUAUUGCACCUUUAUGUUCUUGAUCUUGAACCUGUUGUAUUGGGUCAGAAUCUUCUUUCAAUAUCAUAUUGUCCAACUUCAGCAUUGGUUCUUCACUGCACAGUUCAAAUGAGUCAAACAUUUUAGAUUUUAUUUUUCAAUUUUGUCAUCAAUUCAUUACAGCCUGAAAAUUUACCAUUAGUCCAAUAUAAUGUUAAUCAAUUUGGUUCUUUGAAAGCAAAUAAAAGUCCAUACUUUGCUUUACCACUUGAAGGUUCCGAAUUAGGACUUAGGCUGUGUAAAGUAGUUUUGAGAUAUUUUACAGUAUGAAAAUCUAUGUCUUUUUUUAAUGUUUUUGCGAUUGUAGAACAAAGUGAAAGCAAGAGUAUAAUAGUUCUAGUAGUUGUGCCAAUCAUAUUAGUAUUAAUCUUCUUGGCUUCGAGCAGCUUUUUUAUCAUUAGAAAUGUAAGAAGAAGAGCUAAAGGAAAGGGAAAGGCCUUUAAUAACACUAGAGUGAAGCAUAGAGUGAAGCGGUCGAUUAAGGUGCCCACGAUUAGUAACAAGCUAGCAGAUAUGAUGAUUAUUCAUGGAGGAAAUAUGGCCAAAAGCCAAUCAAAGGUUCUCCACACCCAAGAUAAUUGAAGUCAUAUCGGGUUGAAAGCUAAGCGAUUGUGUAGAGAUUGCCAAGCGACCGUUGAAAAUUGAAGACUGAGAAGGCAUUUAGGAUUUUUAAUUAUUUAAUUCUUGUAUUAGAAUCUUUUUUCAUGUACUAUUGUAGA